This is a messenger RNA of Hypoxylon fragiforme, 1446 nucleotides long. RefSeq lists its product as uncharacterized. NCBI's taxonomy places the organism in Eukaryota, Fungi, Ascomycota, Sordariomycetes, Xylariales, Hypoxylaceae. Gene Ontology annotation, biological process: polyketide metabolic process. Bases 1 to 1446 code for a protein of 481 amino acids. The transcript has 3 exons. The record is from RefSeq and is a predicted model, not a curated record.
AUGCCAAACCGCGGCAAUGGCAACAUUGGCAUCAUCUCAUCCAGCGGUGGUGGCCUCAACCAUAAUGACCCUGGCUUCCUAUCUAGUGACUUCCCUCAGUCGCCACCAAAAUUAUACAUCACAGCCGAGAGUGAUGAGUUUGACCUACUGACCUUGAGCGAGUGGAGGGAUGAGGGCUUCAACGUGGAGUAUAUCUCCAUGGGCAACGGCGGCAACGAGUAUCGAUCGCGACUAGAGUCGUUGAGUAAGGCUAACUGGGGACCUUGCGAAACUUACGGCAUCAUUGCUUAUGGCGAUGCUGCGAGCGUCUGCUUGGAACAUUUCCACAUUGCUGACAACAAUCCCGAGUUUCGACUCGGUUGUCUCAUCGCCUACUAUCCCACGCGCAUCCCAGACCCGCGUACCAAGUUCCCAGGCGGCGUUCGCGUACUGGUGCAUCUGAGCAGUGGUGAGCAAGUCGGCAUCGUAAAGCAAACGCAGCUGGUGGGAAUUCAAGGGAAGAAGAGAGUCGAUAAGAGGACCAUUGAACGAGGUAUGGGCGUAGGCGGUAUGCUACAGAUGGGCUAUCCGAGCUAUACCUACGAUGCUACGCCUGGUUUUGCGGAGCGCGAUCUGGAUGUGUUCAAUCGCGUCAGUGCAGAGCUGGCUUGGAGUAGGAGUUUAGCUGAAGCUCGAAGGGCCUUCCGAAAAGACGUGGAUCUGGAGAAGGUAGUCGAGAAGAAUGUUGAAGGCAAAUUUUAUACGAGAGAUCUACAGCAGACCAUGUCUACGUAUAGAGCCAACAAGAGCCCCCAUGUUACUUACAUUCCCACAUUGACUGGCGGUAUCGGGGCUGAAGAGCUUCGCAGGUUCUACUCUGAGUUAUUCAUCAGUUGCAACCCAGCUACCACAAAAUUAACCCUACUUUCGCGUACUAUUGGUGCCGAUCGCGUCGUCGAUGAGUUGCACGUCGCUUUCAAGCACACGCAAGAGAUGCCCUGGAUUCUCCCAGGAUUGCCCCCAACUAACAAAAAGGUCGAGAUUCUCGUGGUGAGCAUCGUUACUCUGCGCGGCGGGAGCUUGCAUUAUGAACACGUCUACUGGGAUCAAGCUAGCGUGCUCGUGCAAGUUGGUCUACUAGACCCAAAAGUCGUACCCCAGAAAGCUAGCGAAAGGGGUGUCAAGAGGCUGCCGGUUGUGGGGAAGGAGGCUGCUGAACGGGUAUUGUGGGGCUAUGAUUUUGACGACGAGGGCGAAGCCACAAACGACCUCAUCCCUGGAUGGUAUGAAGAUGAGAACGAUGAUGCUGCUAGCGAUAAUGAUAGUAAAGAUACGAAUGUUAAUGGAAAUGCAAAUGGAAAUGGAGAGACGAAAACGGAACAGGCGGACCAGGGUGGAGAACUGAAGGACAAAGAGCCGGAACAAGUGCCGAGUGAGGCGCAAGAGGAUAAGACGAAGGGGGAAUAG